AUGAUUAAUAUUAAAAACAAUCAUAAAAUUGGAGAUAAAAGUACAAAAAAUAUAUUGUUGUCUAACCACAGUAAUAAAUGUUUCCAUGAAAAUGAAUUUAAUUUGCCAUCAAACAAUAAAUGUUAUAAACUGAUUAGAAGUAAUAAAUCAAAUGAUAAUAAAAUUAAUAUAUGUGAAGAUGGUAAAAGGUACAUUUUUGAAAUGAAAAAUGUUGAAAAUCUUAAUAUAUUAAAAAGUAUUAAUAAAGAAUUUAUCAAUAAUAGUUACAUUGAUGUAGGAGUAAGAUGUGAUUUAGAAAAAGUUUGUAGAUAUAAAAGUUCAGAUGAUAUUAUUGAUGAGGAAAUUAAAAAAUUGAUUCCGUAUAUUUCAGAAAAUUGUAUCUUAUUAUAUAAUACAGAAUCAAAAGUAUUAGAAUGUAAAGAAGAAUUUAGUAUAAAAGAUAAUUACUCUUAUUUAUGUCAAAGAGAUACUUUUCUAGAUACAAAAUCAUGUUCAAGUGAUAAAAAAAUUAGGAAAACUGAUAAUUUUUGUUAUAAUAAGGAAAAAAUAAAUAGCAAUUUUUCUAAUGAUGCUUCUAAAAAUCUUUGUAAUGAUAUGGAAAUGCAAUUACCAAUUUUAGAAGCAUUAAAAAGUAUUGAUGUUGGAAAAACUUUUUCUAAAGAAAUGGAUAAACCUUUGUGGGUCAAUAUGCAUUGUCAAGACAAUGAUAUAUUAAUAUGUAAAUGGAAUAAUGAUUAUGUAGUAGAUUUAAAUAAUUAUUUUUCACAUAAUUCAAUUCAAAAAAAAAAUAAAGAUGAAAAUUGUGUUUAUAUAGAUAACAAGUCAAAAGGAUUACAUUUUUCAAAUUGUUCAUCUCUAUUAGGAGUAUUUUGUCAAUCUUACAAUUAA
Messenger RNA from Strongyloides ratti, 888 nucleotides. Its product is annotated as C-type lectin-like domain and C-type lectin fold domain-containing protein. The transcript is spliced from 4 exons. Lineage: Eukaryota; Metazoa; Nematoda; Chromadorea; Rhabditida; Strongyloididae. The record is from RefSeq and is a predicted model, not a curated record. Bases 1 to 888 code for a protein of 295 amino acids.